Messenger RNA from Mesorhabditis belari, 624 nucleotides. The record is from the annotation of a GenBank genome assembly. Lineage: Eukaryota; Metazoa; Nematoda; Chromadorea; Rhabditida; Rhabditidae.
AUGCUUGGGCAUACAAAGCAUAUAGCGCACUUUGAGCUUCGUUGUCCGUUUCCGGGGUGUCCGGAGAGAAAUUUGAAGUCGUCAGUAAAGCUGAAGAUGCAUCUCUUCGCAGCGCACGCCCAUCAACUUCCACACUCGGCGAUAUGUGGUAUGAAAUUUGCGGCAAAUGAUGUCAAUGAAACGCACGGUAUCGAACAUGAGAGAAGUGGAGACGACCUUUGUUGCAGCUUGUGCUUAACGAUGAAUCGUUGGACCAAAGAGGAGACGGGAAUUCCAAAAUAUACCCAUGAGUUCAUUCAUGGAAUUAUUCGCAUACUGAGAUGUCAAAUUUGUGGAGAAGAAAUGAAAGGGCCCAACCAGAACAAAGCUUUGCUUCAACAUUGGAAAAGCAAACACAUUGAAUCGAGUUCGAAUGCUUCGACUCUAACGUGCGGGGGCUGUCAAAAGCCAGUGUCUCGCAAGGAAAUCGAGGCUCACCUCAAAAAGCACAUGAUUUUUAUGGUCUUAGCUUCAACUCGAGGACAGAACAAUGCUCCAAUGCUAGUUGUGAAAACUUGUAAUAAAAUGGCAAGAUUGUUAGGAAUUCAGGAUACCAACCCUACUCAACGAUUUUACGAAGAUGAA